CAGUAAAGGAAUUGCAAAAAAAAUGGAGAUCACUACGAGAUUGUUUUGCGAGGGAGAUGAAAAACUUGAAAUUACCUAGUGGCAGUAGCCAAAAGAAGAAGAAAAAGUAUGUGUACUUCGAUCAACUGCUGUUCCUCACUGCGAACAACACUGACAGGAGGACAACCACCAAUGUUCCUGAUGAGCAACCCGACAUUGGAAACGAAAAUGCGGCUACUGAAGAAAACAACGAAGAUUUGACUGAGGUAGUUGCUUCAGAACCAGCAACACCUAACCAAGUAGCGCCCAACCAAGCAGCGCCUAACCGUAUCAACAAAAAAUAUCGACAGACUCCCUUUGAAAUGGCCGUACUUAAACAUUUGACAAAUGCAAGCAAGCCAACGGAUGAAGAAGAAGAAGCUGAUAAGCACUUUCUACUAUCCUUUUUUGCCUAUGUUAAAAACCUUCCUGUUGACAAAAAAUUGUGGGUUCGGAUGAAAUUUACGGAAGUUAUGCAGCAAGCCUUGGCAGUAGAACGCUAUAACCCUCCCCCUGCAUUUUUUGCCCACUCAAGUCACCAGUGGCAGCAGCUACCAAAACGUCCCUAA
This is a messenger RNA of Homalodisca vitripennis (glassy-winged sharpshooter), 587 nucleotides long. RefSeq lists its product as uncharacterized. The transcript has 2 exons. Gene Ontology annotation, molecular function: DNA binding. The record is from RefSeq and is a predicted model, not a curated record. Lineage: Eukaryota; Metazoa; Arthropoda; Insecta; Hemiptera; Cicadellidae. The coding region runs from base 57 to 587 and encodes 176 amino acids.